AUGUCACUAAGAUACCGCUAUAAGGAGAAUGACUUGCUUUUGCAGGAAACUGCGAAUCACAAGCCUGCUGAGAAGCGAAUGCUUCCAUGGAUCUUUACAGAAGAGCUCAAGCAAGCCGUGAACUGUCCAUCAAGAACAGAUGAGCUUUCCCUGGAGCCGGAGGUGAAGCAUCCUAAGGCGAUGGGAUGUCGCGAACGAUGCGCGGGAAUGUGUGUUGUGUCAAUGCAGCACGCCACUGCCUCGUUUCUCUUGGUACUAGCCCUGACUCGCUACUCGUUCGCAGGAGACAAGCCUCUGAUCAUCGAAAAUGGGGCUAUCUGUGAAAACAAAGCUACCGGAUUCUUCGUUGUUGACAAUACUAUACUCGGGACAGUGGAUUCAAUUGUAUACAAGGACACACCCGAAGAAGAUUGUUUGAGAACUUGUUCAACAAACAGGGACCGCUACGGGCGAUCUAUUCUAUGUGCGUCAUUCGUCUAUGAUCAUGUAUCUUUCACAUGCACAAUCUUCAAGGAAAAAGCUAAACCUGAGGGCAAAGCCGAUGCCGUUCAAGCAGUAGGCAAACGCUACUUUGAAAAGGUUUGCCUUGGAGAUGCUGUUCCUAUGGAAUGCGCUGAUGGGCAGUUCAUCCGAGCUGACGAUUCUGUACUGAUUGGCUUUGCUCGUAAUGUCACCCUUGUGGAAACCAUGGAGCAGUGCGUGGAACAGUGCGUUAAAGAGCUAGAUUGCAAGUCCGCUAUGUACUUCUACGAAGAAGGAGAAUGCAUCACAAACACUGAAUCUGCAUUGUCAAAGCCCAGUUCCUUUGCUAAGGAAGAGAACGAAAAAGUCGUGUACUUCCAAAAUGGGUGCAUGACCAAGCUGCAGUCUCGAGAAACCACAACUGCGUUUGCAGAAAUGACCUCAGCCGAAAGGGCCGAAGAAGCUGACACAGCUUUGGAGAAAGGUAGUGGGAGAGAGCAGUUCAAAUCUUCCGAGCCUUUUACCGAAGCCACUGGAUAUACCACCACAGCGGAACUUGAAAAGCGAAGUGAUGAAGAGGACGCGCAAGGAACAUCAUCAGCAGGAUCAACGAGUACCACUGCUGACGCAGCACUUACAUCAGAACAAGAGUCAGAGCUGAAGGAGAAAGCCCCAGAAAACGAUGAGGACUAUGCCGAUGAUGAGGAAGAGGCCAACGCAGUCGCAGAUUCUGACGACUCUGUUGAGGCAAAACGGAACAAGAAGGGCGAGAAAGCCAGUUACAUUAAAUACAAGAAGCAUCCCAAGAACUUUGCUUCGAAGACCGCUAAAAUCACCGAAAAGGAAAAGGAUGGGGCAAGCGAAGUGACCGCAAGAAGUUCAGUCCAAGAAGAGGGAGACUCGCUGAUAGCUGACGAUGGAGGUGAGCCAGUCGAAGGGCAGACCUCACCUCUUGGCAAAAAGAAGCAUUUAUCCAUUGCCCCAGUAGCAGAGAGUGCUGAAAAGGUCAAAGAAGACGCAGAGGUAUUCCUUGGUUUCCUUCCAUCAAGUACAGCUCUAGCGCUGGAGUACCCAACAUAUUUUUCUGAGUGGUCUGACUGGACCCCGUGCAUGAAAGGAGGUGAACGACAGAUUCGCCGCCGCAAAUGCUUAGAUCUUCGCCGUUGUCUCGGAGCCUUGAUGCAGGUCCGUAAUUGUCCUGCUGUGCUGCCACAACCAGUUCAAUCCGGGCCUGUUGAAUCUGUACGAUCCGUGAUCGAAGUGCCUCGUAUUCCGGAGUAUGACGAUAGCGAAACGAACCAAUCUAAUGAUCGGCAGUCUACUGUCAUUCAACCUGUGGAAGCUGUGUGGAGCCCUUGGCUUGGAGUUUGCCAGCACUUCGCUUCUGGUCAACCGUGUAAUGGAGGAGAGAUGAUCGGCUUCGAAUCUCGUGAAUGUAUAGCCAAGGAGCCAAGCCUUUGUGAAGGGCCAUUCUUCCGAUAUUCGCUAAUUUACUGA
Molecule: messenger RNA, 1959 nt
Organism: Cylicocyclus nassatus
Lineage: Eukaryota; Metazoa; Nematoda; Chromadorea; Rhabditida; Strongylidae
Source: the annotation of a GenBank genome assembly